Messenger RNA from Aureococcus anophagefferens, 858 nucleotides. RefSeq lists its product as hypothetical. Lineage: Eukaryota; Pelagophyceae; Pelagomonadales; Pelagomonadaceae. Gene Ontology annotation, biological process: protein phosphorylation; maturation of SSU-rRNA. The record is from RefSeq and is a predicted model, not a curated record. The transcript has a single exon. The annotation marks the transcript as partial. Gene Ontology annotation, molecular function: ATP binding; protein serine/threonine kinase activity. Gene Ontology annotation, cellular component: cytosol; preribosome, small subunit precursor.
AUGGGCAAGCUCGACGUGCAGGUCAUGCGCCACAUGACCAAGGACGACUACCGCGUGCUCACGGCGGUGGAGAUGGGCAUGCGCAACCACCACGCGGUGCCCGUGCCGCUCAUCGUGUCCAUCGCGGGCCUGCGCCACGGCGGCGCGGCCAAGUUCCUCAACACGCUGCUGCGCUUCAAGCUCGUCUACCACGACUGCGCCAAGUACGACGGCUACCGGCUCACGUGGAUGGGCUACGACGUGCUCGCGCUGAACGUCUUCUGCCGGCGCGGCUCCGUGGACUCCGUGGGCCGGAAGAUCGGCGAGGGCAAGGAGUCGGACGUCUUCGAGGGCUACCGGCAUGCCGACGGCCGCCGCGUCGUCAUCAAGCUCCACCGCCUCGGGAAGACGUCGUUCAAGCGCGUCAAGGACACGCGCGACUACCUCGAGGGCCGGUCGUCGGCGGGCAACUGGCUCAACAUGAGCCGCCUCGCCGCGAAGCGCGAGUGGGACUUCCUGAACUGCCUCCACGACGACGGCGCCUUCCGCGUGCCCGAGCCCCUGGACCAGAACCGCCACGGCGUCGUCAUGUCCUUGGCGCCGGGGCUGCCGCUGUACCAGCUCGGCGCCGAGGGCUGCCUCGCGGACCCGGCGACGGUGCUCGACGACUGCGUGAACGUGAGCCGCCUGCUCGCGCGGCGCGGCCUCAUCCACUGCGACCUCAACGAGUUCAACCUGAUCGUCGACUCGCCGACGUCGACGGUGACGCUCAUCGACUUCCCGCAGAUGAUCUCGACGAAGCACCCGAACGCGCACUUCUACUUCGAGCGCGACCUCAAGGGGCUCGUCAAGUUCUUCACGAUGAAGCUCAAGUACGAG